Molecule: messenger RNA, 2965 nt
Organism: Chenopodium quinoa (quinoa)
Lineage: Eukaryota; Viridiplantae; Streptophyta; Magnoliopsida; Caryophyllales; Amaranthaceae
Product: pentatricopeptide repeat-containing protein At1g06270-like
Exons: 2
Coding region: 1158-2180 (340 amino acids)
Molecular function (GO): protein binding
Source: RefSeq, a predicted model, not a curated record
UAUGGGGUCUGUGGAUGGCUAGAGAUGGAAGAGUUUUCAUGAAUGAAAAUGACCAUAUCCCAGCUCUUAUGCGAUAUUUGGAGAAGGGCAACAAGGAUUUAUCUAUUUUCUUGAAACCGGAUGUGAGGAUUUUGGGAGUGAUACAGGAGAUGGAGGCCUUUGGGGGACCUCCGCCAUGCUUCCAGAGAGCAAGUAUAGGAAGCAGAACUGAAGAGCCAACUAACGAUCUUGACAAUAAUCGGGAAGUCACAAUCAUGUGUGAUGGUUCGUGGCAUAAACAGUCGGGGAAUGCCGGUUUUGGGUGGGCUUUUGCUCUUCCGGGUAAGGAUUAUGAAGCUGGUGGGGGAGGUUUUUGCAAAGUAGGAUCGAAUCUAUAUACAUAGCUCAUGGCAUGUCUAGGAGGGAUUCGAUGGGCGAUUGGUAAAGGCUUCAGGAGAAUUUGGGUUUAUACAGAUUCAAGCGAGGUGGUGAAUUUGAUUCAGAAUCCGCAAGGUGCUGAUAUGAGGUACUACUGGACUAUUCAAGAACUUCGACAACAGGGGGAGCAACUACAAAACUGUAUGGUUUGGAAGGUUAGCAGGGAUCAAGUCCAAAGGCUCAUGUCUUGGCAAAGGAGUGCAGAUCCAAUUUAAGUAGCUUUUGUGUUACUUAAGUUAUUUACCUUCUUCCGUUUAGUUUGCUAUUGUCAAAAAAAUAAAUAAAUAAAACAAAAAAAAAUAAAAAAUAAAGCUCCUAUAUUUUCAAGCUACAAUAUACUACAAUGGUUAGCAGCAAUCACUUGUAGCUUGCUAGAAAAAAAAAAAAGAUAAGAAUAUAUUAUAUUAUCCGUGUGUCCUGAUCUAAGUGGAAGAUGCUUAAAUUUAGAAAAACAAGCAGCUUGUUUGAGCAGGGCUGCUCAUAUAAGCAACAUUCAACAAUUCAAUCCAAUGGUGAUCUUUUUUAUAUGCUUCAAAACAUUUGAUCAUCGUGGUUGCAUAUCAGGUGUGGGAUCUGCUUUAUAUAUUCCUAAACAUCCUUAAUUAAUCUUGCGUACAAGGUGUUCGACGAUAUGCCUAAACGACCAAACUACCAAAAUUUGUCAUUUUUGAGUUUGAUUUACUAGCAAUAACAUUCAGCCUUUUAAUCUUCUUGUUAAUUAAUUAGUUUAUAUUAGGAAUAUGGCUCUCUUAUCAUCCAGAAUUCAUCAACAAUUUUGUGGCCCUUUCCUCAGAUUUUCAUCCUUGUAUUCAGGAAUUUCCCAUAAACCAGUUGAAGAAUCAAUAAAAAUAGCAAUUUCAAACAAAACAUAUGAACAAAUCCCUGAAAUCUUGAAAACCUCAGAAGAAUCCUGCAAGAAACAAAACCCCUUUUCAUUUCUUUCCUCAUUCACAUUGAUUCAUAGAACCCAAGUAAUUGAUGAAAUGUUACAGUCUUUCAUAUCUUUUAAACCUCAUUCCUGCCUUAAAACUACAUAUCACUAUCUGUUAAGUUACACCCUUCAGAGCUCUCACCCUUUUCCGCUUGCUCUAGCGGCCCUCCAACGUACACUUCGUUCUGGGUGUACCCCUGUACCUCAGACUUACCUUUCUCUGUCUUCUGCUUGGAUGUAUCACCAGCAGCAAUUUGAGUCAGUGCCCAGCAUUUUUCUAGCUAUGAAAUCAAUUGGGUAUUGCCCCGAUUGUGGAACUUUUAACUUCAUCAUUAAGUCUCUUUGUGCUGUUGAUCAGUUAGAAGAGGCUAUAGAGGUGCUUAGGGGAAUGGUUGAGGUAGCAUGUAUUCCUGAUGCUGAGAGUUACUGUACUAUUAUAGGUGCAUUAUGUGGAAUCCGGAAGACAGACAAGGCAUUGGCAUUAAUGAAGGAAAUGGUAGGAAAAUUAAACUUAUCACCAAGGCAAGGAAUAUUGGUACGGUUAGUGGCUGCUUUACGUGCUAACAAGGAGAUAUGGAGAGCGGCUGAGGUGAUUGAGUUCCUAGUAAAGAAGGGGUUCCAUGUUGGGUUUGAGAGCUUUGAGCUUCUUCUUGAGGGUUGCUUGGAGUGUAAUGAGUUCAUUCUAGCAGGAAAGAUGGCAAUGCUAAUGACUGAGAAAGGUUACAUACCAUACAUUAAGAUCAGGCAAAAGGUGGUUGAAGAAUUGGCUGGAGUUGAUGAGUGGAAGCUUGCUUGUGCAGUUAGGCACAGAUUUGCAGAAUUGAACUCAUAGCUUUAUCUGAUGAAAGUGAAGAAAGGGCUACGAUGGGUGAUGAAGAAUAGUCCGCGCUGCAUCAAUUUUGUUCAGGUGCUCUGUACUGUAUGCAUACUUCAUGCAAAGUAAAUUAUAACUUGAGAUGUUUUCUCAACCCGUCUUGCAGUCUUGCUGCAUAGUGGACAAAUUUAUAUACAAGGAAUUUUUCUGAUGAUAUUGUAAUUUUCUGUUAUACUGAGUGCUUCUUUCUAAAGAUUAAAUUUAUAUUUUGGUGAGAAAAAUUGCUGCAUUAGUUUUCUGAUUAAAUGUAUCAUAUCUUAUCUCAUCUCUUUGCUUUUAAGUGAUUCCUCUGCUAGCUACAACCUCUGAAAACAAACCUCAUUAUGUUUUUCUUGUCAAUAUGCUCUACCUUCCAUGAUUUCAAUUCUUAAGAAAUUACGGAGUAUUUGCACUGUUUUUUGUAUUGCACAUCUUUGCCUGUUCCUACGUAAAAACACAUUAAUAAUGUUAUCAAUUUUCAUGCCUCUAUAUCAGAAAACUGCCUAUAAUGUGCUUUAAUAUUUGAUGGAGUUUUCAACUGUAGAUCUCAAAGGUCCAAUAACACAACACUGUUGAUAUCUGCUUCAUUGGUCCAGAAAGUAUUAUAGGCUAUGAGUAGUUUGUAUGUCAUGCUAGUUGAUUCCAACCAUGUACUAAUGUAUAUCUUGGAUGAUUUUUGUGACCAGACUGUUUGUAUUGGCUGAUAUUGAGCAAUGUAAUUAAUACUGUUAAUGGUCUGGUGUAUUAUAUACCAAAAGCUUGCC